Ostrinia nubilalis (European corn borer) is the source of this 1369-nucleotide messenger RNA. Its product is annotated as growth hormone-inducible transmembrane protein-like. The record is from RefSeq and is a predicted model, not a curated record. Gene Ontology annotation, cellular component: mitochondrial inner membrane. Lineage: Eukaryota; Metazoa; Arthropoda; Insecta; Lepidoptera; Crambidae. The transcript is spliced from 8 exons. The coding region runs from base 127 to 1122 and encodes 331 amino acids.
AAAUCUGUGUUGCUUGCUCUUUUAAUCUGUGAUCACUCACACCUUUCAAAAUUGUGGCAGUGCACGAAACGUAAAUAGAGAUUUUCCAGAAAACUCUCUGGUUCCAAGAAACCGGAUUACAUCACAAUGUUAUCCCGUAUGUGCGUAGCUCGUUCUGCGUUUACUGUGACGCAUACUUUGAAGACUCCUGUUCCACAAAAACUUAUUCCUAAAAAUUACAUAGUCCGAAACUAUGCCCGCGAAGCCCGAUCUCGAGUGGCCUCCAGGACGCAGCCAUCUGUGUGGGAAAGAUUGAUGGCCCCUGCUGGACCUAAUGCUUUUAGUUUGGGAAAAGGAGCUCUGGCAGGUGCAUCGGCUGUGGGCCUUGUGGCUCUCUGUUAUUACGGCUCUGGAGCCAAACCAGGCACAUUACAAGAAGCACACCUCUGGCCACAAUAUGUUAAAGACAGGAUCAAAGCAACUUAUGGUUACAUAGCUGGUUCCCUGGUAAUCACUGCUGGCAGUGCUAUCACAGUAUUUCGUACACCAGCCUUGCUAAAUUUGGUUGCUCGAAAUGGUUGGGUGUCUAUCAUUAUGACCAUGGGAUUGAUGAUUGGCUCAGGCAUGGUGGUCCGUGGAAUGGAUUACAAACCUGGUUUUGGCGCCAAACAACUUGCUUGGAUAGUACACACUGGCAUUAUGGGUGCUGUUAUUGCACCAAUGUGCUUCCUCGGUGGACCUGUACUAAUUAGAGCAGCUUGGUACACAGCUGGUGUUGUGGGUGGUCUAAGUACAAUAGCUGUCUGCGCGCCCUCUGGUGAAUUCCUGAACAUGCGAGCACCUCUAGCUAUGGGCCUCGGAGCUGUGUUUGCCGCGUCACUUGCUGGCAUGUUUUUGCCACCAACCUCUGCCCUAGGAGCAGGAUUAUAUUCACUAAGUUUAUAUGGUGGAUUGAUUGUAUUUGGUGGAUUCCUGCUCUAUGACACUCAGGCAAUUAUCAAACGUGCUGAAAUGCACCCUAUGUAUGGAUUCCAGCCCUAUGAUCCUAUCAACUCAGCGAUCUCAGUGUACCUGGAUGUACUCAACAUCUUCAUGCGCAUUGCUAUGAUUCUGUCGGGUGGAGGUGGAAACAAGAGGAAGUAAAUUUAACCUACAACUAGUACAUAGCCAUCUUUCAAUUUCAAUUACUUGAUAUUUAUUAUUUAAUUUUUUUUAAUAUUGAAUAAAUUGUCAAGAGAACUUAGCAAAAUGUUAGAAGGCAGAAAACAUAAGACACUUUGCUUUCAAUUUAAUGACUUGUGAUAUAAUGUAGGCAAUAAGUUUGUAAAGAUUAGGUAAGGACUUCUAACUGGAGUUGGAAAUCAAUAAUAAAUUAACCAGUGUAACCGAA